ACCUAUUAUUAGGCUGUCAUUCAUUUGCAAAUCUUGCUCAGUCACUCGUUUUUUUUAGAGCGCCGUCUGUUAAAGUCACUCAUAUAGGGGUUUAGAAAAAGACCAAAAAGGAGAAUAGCGAGACUCCAAGUCCAUUUACUCUAGCCUAUCAGCCAGCUCCCUCGGUACUACCUCCCCUCUAUUCGCGCACUCGCGCCUGGAUGGUGCGUACACCUCCUGUUGAAUGUCAACCUGCAGCACCUGCUGCACGUAUGACAACGCCAAGUGGAGGCGAACCCGAGCCCGUACAACCGACGACUUGUCCUAGAGCUGUCCCACACGUUCACUACAAACCAGAGCACGUUUCACAGCCACGACAACCGUCCCCUGCCCGCUGUUUCCCACCGCGGCAAACAUUUCUUGCAAGCCUCGUAAACCCUGGAGAUACCCAAUUCGCACCAAAACGACGCAAUACCAGCGAUCUGCUUCGAUAUUUCCAUGGGCCCCGUGACUUGGAAAAGCAUACAAAAUGGCCGAUUUUCUUUCGAAUGCAUGGCAGUGUGCUGCCCAAGUUGAUUGUUCCUCUUAUUCUUGUCGCCGUGUGGUCGACUGUGGUUACAAUAGUGUGUAGAUUUGUAUACGAUCUUGGCAUUGACAAUAUCUUGCUUACUGUUACGGGUACUGUUGUCGGCUUGGCUCUGUCCUUCCAAAGCUCAACAGCUUACGAGAGAUGGGCAGAUGGUCGGAAAUACUGGUCUCUGCUGCAACAAACAUCUCGGAAUCUUGCCCGAACAAUCUGGGUCAAUACCACCGAAAGAGAGGGCGAGUUAGGCAAGGAAGACCUCUUGGAGAAAUUAACAGCUAUGAACCUAAUCGUUGCGUUUGCCAUUGCACUCAAACAUAAGUUGCGCUUCGAACCCGACAUCGCGUACGAUGAUCUUGGUGCUCUAGUGGGCCAUCUUGAUACCUUCGCCAAGGACGCACAUGAUCCGCAUGCCAUAUCUCCCAAAAAGUCUCUGUGGAAAUCACUUGGUGAAUAUCUGUCUCUUUCGAUGGCAGAAUCUGAUCCAAGGAAGUACAUCAAGCGUUCAAAAAAGCCAUUGGGACAUCUCCCGUUAGAAAUACUUAAUCAUCUAUCGGCGUAUAUCGAUCAGUGCAUGGCGAAUGGAACCUUGAGCUUCAACGUGCAUCAAACACAGGCGGUUAAUGGCCUAGCCAUACUCAAUGAAAUCAUUACAGGAACCGAGCGCGUCCUUGACACUCCUCUCCCGACAGCAUAUACUAUCUCCAUUGCCCAAAUCACCUGGAUCUAUAUUCUGGUACUGCCAUUCCAACUAUACGAUACACUCUCAUGGGUGACAAUCCCAAGCUCAAUUGCCGCUGCAUACAUCAUCCUUGGUCUUGCUGCGAUCGGUCGUGAAAUUGAAAACCCUUUCGGCCACGACGUUAACGACCUACCCCUUGACACAUAUUGCCGGCAUAUUGCCGUAGAGCUGGACCUCAUUACCGCGAUGCCACCUCCCAACGUUGCGGACUUUGCUUCGCACGAUGAUAACCUCGUACUGUACCCAUUGAGUACAGCAGGAUAUCCAGAGUGGAAGGGGCACAGUGUUAAGGAAAUCAGAUCUGCGCUUAGGGCAAAGGUCGUCGCUAACACACCACCGCACCGCACCUCAGAAUUUCAUAAUUUGGGAAAACAGAAAUAA
Molecule: messenger RNA, 1685 nt
Organism: Aspergillus alliaceus
Lineage: Eukaryota; Fungi; Ascomycota; Eurotiomycetes; Eurotiales; Aspergillaceae
Product: bestrophin family protein
Exons: 6
Coding region: 201-1685 (494 amino acids)
Molecular function (GO): chloride channel activity
Source: RefSeq, a predicted model, not a curated record